This is a messenger RNA of Malassezia japonica, 972 nucleotides long. RefSeq names its product COPII coat GTPase (gene SAR1). Gene Ontology annotation, molecular function: GTPase activity; GTP binding; structural constituent of ribosome. Bases 1 to 972 code for a protein of 323 amino acids. The transcript has 10 exons. Gene Ontology annotation, biological process: intracellular protein transport; endoplasmic reticulum to Golgi vesicle-mediated transport; translation. Lineage: Eukaryota; Fungi; Basidiomycota; Malasseziomycetes; Malasseziales; Malasseziaceae. The record is from RefSeq and is a predicted model, not a curated record. Gene Ontology annotation, cellular component: endoplasmic reticulum exit site; large ribosomal subunit; COPII vesicle coat.
AUGUUCAUCAUCAACUGGUUCUGGGAUAUCCUUGCGCAGCUGGGUCUGACGCACAAGAAUGCCAAGAUUCUUUUCCUUGGUCUUGACAAUGCCGGAAAGACUACGCUGCUGCACAUGCUCAAGAACGACCGUCUUGCUACGCUCCAGCCCACGCUCCACCCUACCUCGGAGGAGCUUGCUAUUGGCCUCGUCAAGUUCACCACGUACGAUCUCGGUGGUCACCAGCAGGCGCGCCGUCUCUGGAAGGACUACUUCCCCGAGGUCGACGGUAUUGUGUUCCUGGUCGACACCCAGGACCAGGAGCGUUUCCCCGAAGCCCGUGCAGAGCUCGACCAGCUCCUGGCCAUUGAGGAGCUGAACAAGGUGCCUUUCCUUGUGCUCGGCAACAAGAUCGACGCGCCGGGUGCCGUGUCGGAGGAGGAGCUCCGGCAGGCGCUGGGUCUGUACCAGACCACUGGCAAGGGCAACGUCCCUCUGAAGGACAUCCGCCCCAUCGAGGUGUUCAUGUGCUCGGUUGUCAUGCGCCAGGGCUACGGUGAGGGCUUCCGGUGGCUCUCUAGCUACGCACAUAUCAUCAUGGUCAGCUCCUCGCGUCGUGUCAACCGUAAGGCCCACUUUGAUGCCCCGGGCCACAUCAGGCGCAAGAUUAUGUCGGCUCCCCUGAACAAGGAGCUGCGCACUGAGCACGGCGAGCUUACUCUACAGAUCCGCUCGCUCCCCAUCCGCAAGGACGACGAGGUGAUUGUUGUCCGCGGUGCCUCGGUCGGCUCGGAGGGCCGCGUCGUCCAGGUCUACCGCAAGAAGUGGGUCAUCCACCUCGAGCGUCUCCAGCGCGAGAAGACCAACGGUGCUACUGCUGCGAUCCCCAUCCACCCGUCUAACGUUGUGAUCACCAAGAUCAAGGAGGACAAGGACCGCACUGCUCUCAUUGCGCGCAAGUCGGGCAAGAAGGCUGAGGAGGCCAAGGCCUAA